Cladocopium goreaui is the source of this 575-nucleotide messenger RNA. Lineage: Eukaryota; Dinophyceae; Suessiales; Symbiodiniaceae. The record is from the annotation of a GenBank genome assembly.
AUGCAUAUACAGAAUAAUAAUAUAUAUAUAUAUAUAUCAGCUGGUACAACCACACGCCAUUUGCACCUAAUCAGACUCAGGAUCGUUCUGUCUGACACCAGUCAGAAGCUGGGUCCGGCUAACCCAGUGUGGGGUCGGCGCACCAAGCGUCAGUUAGCCACGGUUCAAAUUGAGGACAAGAUCGAGACAGACAGUGAGGAGUCAGAGCCCGACCUAGGCCCUCUUCGGUCUUUGGGUCAGAUCCGGCAGAAGAGUGGAAUGGAAGAUGCUUUCGGAGAUUCAGCGAUGGGAGCAACUUUCGAGAGUUUUGCCACGCCGUUGGACGGCGAUGGGACGACGGCAGAUGCGGACAUCACAGAUGAAGGAGUUGAGCUCGUCCUGGACGCCUCGCACCACAUUGCCCGGGGCAUCGUGGAUCGAACUCGUGGCGCACGGGUGGUUCUUUUGGACGAAAUGAUGGAGUCUAUGGAAGUGCUGAACAAUGUAUCGACGGUGUUGGAAGUCUUGGGUAAGAGGACCCGGGACUUAGAAGCGCAGCAGAGGCAGAUUUUGAAGCAUCACUGAGCCGAGCCCCA